AUGGCCAAUUAUUAUCAAAUAACAGUUUAAGUUUCCAUGGUGUAACAGUUAUCAAAACUUAGAUUUCAUAUUUCUAUCUAACCUGAUCAGGACAUAUAGUCGCUAACAAAAAUGAUCGAGAAAAUUCGUCUGUCAAUCUAUGUCAUGGUGAUUAUCUUUUUCGUUGGACAUUCAUCCCAGAGAGUCAAAGCUGACUAUGCACCCGAGAAGAUGGAACUCGACGAUGAAGCACGACAAGAAAUGAGGUUAGAACCUCGUUCAUACAUUCCACAUCCACGACCAAACAGAGCAGACGUCUCCACUAAUUAUACAAAAGUAUUCACUCCUCAUAAAGACGAAGCAGAGGAAAAACACGAUGGAAGUGGUGGGCAUGAAGCUGAAGAAAAGGUUGUCGUGAAGGACAACGAAGGAAGCUCAGCUGGUAGUGGAGAAGAGAGCGUUUCACGCGAAGAGGCAAGUGCUCAGAAACAAGCAAACGUUCUCCAUUCGGGUUCUUUAGCUGAUGAGCAUUUAAGGAGCUUUUCUUCUCACGUGGUGGUUCAUUCUCCUGACAGCAGAGUAAUGUCGACUGCAAAGGAAAAUCAGUCGACACCAUUGGUCGGCACACCACACGCGAUUAACAUUUCUGGGAACCAUUCGUCGGCUCAAAUUAUAACUAGGGCCGAUGGCGAGGAGAAAACAUUAAGUGAAGAGAAUAAAAAAGCAGAAAGCAAAGGCGCUUUAGGUGAGGAUGGAGUAGAGGAUGAAAACGACGACAAAGAGAACAGUGGUAUUGCCCAAAAGGAAGGCUCUACUGUUGACUCACGGGAUGAAGAAUUAGAGAAGGAUGGUGGGUCGAAUAAGGAAGAUGUUGGAGAUGCUUUGAAACUUGGUCUAAAACCCGCUAAACCACAGACAAAAGAAGAGAGUGAUGCUGAGGAAGAUAGAGAUAAUGACGAUGGAAAUGAAAGCGGGAGUGGAAUUGACGAAGAAAAGAAAAAAAGCUCUAAACUUGAUGACGAAGUAAAGAAUAAAAAAACUGAGGACAAACAUGCGGAAACUGAACACAAAGAAAAGGUUGACCUUUCUGACGAAAAUGAUAAGAAAAUUAAGAAUGACCAAGUUGACAACGAUGACAAUGAUGAUGAUGACGAUAAUGUUGACAAAGAUGAGGAUGAUCAUUCCGGAUCUGGUGACCUUCCAACGAAGAAAAUGGAGAACACCUCGAAUGUAGGUUCGUCCACAACACCAACGAGUCAAGGCUCAUCGCACAAAGACACAAACAACAUUGACAAAACAAUAGCGAAGGAGGAGGGAGAGGACGUAGACAGUGAAAUAGAAGACAAUAUGGAAGACGCGAUAAAUAGAGAAAAUGCUGGUAAAGAUGAAGAUGAAGAUGAAGAUGAGGACGAAGAUGAAGAAAACAAAUCUCGAAUUAAAAUAAAAGAACAAAAAGAGCUUGAACCAGGAGCAGGAGUGAAUGCAGAAGUCGACCACCAAUCGUUUCAGCAAAGCACUGUUCAUAAAUCAUCAAACAAGAAUGCUAAUAACAUCCAAAACUCGUCGAAAGAAUCUCCACUACAAACACCACAACAGCAAAUACACCAAUUAAGUACUAUACAUAAAGUAAAACAUGUUCAAAAACUUGAAAAUGAAACACAGAAAACAAGGAAAAUUACCGUUAAACAUGCUCCACUGCACAGUGCCGUACACAUGGAGAAGAAUGAGAAGAAUGUGAAGAAUGUUCAUAAUAGUAAAGUUCUAAUUAAAAAAACAGCAAAAAAGCCAACUAAACAGCACAGGGUUGUCAAGGCAACGCAUCAUAAACAAGACGUUGAUCUCAAGCAUCAUGAAGCUAAACACGAUGAUAAAAAACACAAAAAGCCAAGAAAAAGUAAAACUUUGUUGAAGUACAUUCACCGGCCAAAUUUACACAAGAAGAGAACACAGGCAAAGCUCAACAAAAAAUCAUCAUCACACAGAUGCCAUAACCCAGACAACAUCAAAACGGGUUAUUCCUUAAAAGGAGGUACACGUGCUGGUCACGUGGAAGACUUAGGUGGGUCAGCAGGCAUGCAUGAGUGUAUCCAGCGGUGUUGCCACAAGAAAGUGUGUGACGUGGCAUUGAUGUUGGAUGGAAGGUGUUUUGGAGUAGCAUGUUACAGCAAGGAAUUGUGUCAGCCAGUCAUGGUACCUCAUCCACACUAUGUCAGCUCACAGAUAGCAUUUUUGGAUCGAGCUCAGAGACGAGAUGAAGUAGGGGCCACAAGACCCGAGUUUGACUGUAAAUAUGGCGAGUUAACGAUUCGCAAUAACCAUCGAUGGAGUGGCGAGCUGUGUGGUGGAGUAGUUACAUGUCGUAAUGGUGUUGUUACAGUAGAGAAAUGUCCUGGUGUACCGGCCAAACCAACAGACUGCGCCAACCCUAAACUGGAGGUCCAAAAGCGACCAGGCCAGUGCUGCAUCAAGAAGUGGAUAUGCAAAGACACAUCCUGUGAGUUUGGUGGGCGAAGAAUUCCUCAUGGUGUAAGCCUCAGUGAUCAACUGUGUACUGGUGUAGUCAAGUGCAUGAAUGGUCAUCUGCAGAUAAAAGAGUGUCCAAAACUCCCCGAAAAACCAACCAGCUGUGCUCAUCCUAAACUAAAGAUCACUACAAUACCAGGACAGUGCUGCAAGAAGCGAUGGUUGUGUCCAGAUAAAAGCUGUUCGUUUGGGGAAAUCAAAGUAGAUGACGGGGAACGCCUUACAGAUGCAUCAUGUGCUGUUGUCAUGGAAUGCAAAAAUGGUUUCCUAAACUUUAAGCAGUGUCCAGACCCCCCUCCUGUUCCAAGUGCUUGUCUCAAUCCCACGCUAAAGGUGAAAAGGAUUCUGGGAGAAUGUUGUCAUAGGAAGUGGGCAUGCGCACAAGAAACGAAGUAACAGUUUUAGUAACUAUAGUGACAGCAAUAGAUGAUACUAAUUCAUUUACCGCGACGUUCUUUAUCACCGAGUCGAUGGUAUAGACGGGAUAUUGGAUGACUGGGUGCUUAACAUUUAAACCAAUCCAUCCGGUUGGAAAUUCAGUCGCUAAUGGUAAGAAAAGAGCGGGAAACUUUGACUUCCGACAAAUGGUACACGCGUCUACCGAAAGAACCGAAAAGAGCGGGAAAAGUGGAUUACCUCAAUCGCAAGAGCGAGUUUUCCGGAACUUUCAGAUUACAAUGAUGCGUAUCAUUUCCAACCGGAAUUUCCAGUUUUUCCUGGUAAAUGGCAAGCACUCUUGGCUAAAUAUAUUUGUAGAAUUCUUAAAAACAAACUCGUGAAAAAUACAAUUCAAAAUUUCAAUCAAAACUCGCGAUCAUGGUCAUCAGAGGCACGUGGUGCUGUCGCACUGAAACAUUAAAAAAUCUGGUACAAGGCGCCGUCGCUUUCACGUUUGUAUGUUGUCGUUUUGUCAUGAAUUAAUUAUCGAUAUUGUUACACGGUUGACUAUUGUUGUCCGUAUGUUGUCAGACUGACCGAAGAACACUAAUAAGAAAUCGGCACCGUCUUUGUUCUCUUCUAAAAUGGGUAUAAAUGCCUGAUUUUCAUUAUUAAUAAUCUGAAUAACCUUGUA
Actinia tenebrosa (Australian red waratah sea anemone) is the source of this 3574-nucleotide messenger RNA. RefSeq lists its product as uncharacterized. Lineage: Eukaryota; Metazoa; Cnidaria; Anthozoa; Actiniaria; Actiniidae. Gene Ontology annotation, cellular component: membrane; cytoplasmic vesicle. The record is from RefSeq and is a predicted model, not a curated record. Gene Ontology annotation, biological process: neuron migration.